Messenger RNA from Homalodisca vitripennis (glassy-winged sharpshooter), 2538 nucleotides. Its product is annotated as probable ATP-dependent DNA helicase HFM1. The record is from RefSeq and is a predicted model, not a curated record. Gene Ontology annotation, molecular function: nucleic acid binding; ATP binding. Lineage: Eukaryota; Metazoa; Arthropoda; Insecta; Hemiptera; Cicadellidae. The coding region runs from base 208 to 2538 and encodes 776 amino acids. The transcript has 15 exons.
UUAUGAUUUUGAUUUGAAUAUCGUUAGUUCUAAAUCUAAAGCUGAAGUUUUGUUGUAAUUACAGUGCAUUUAUACUUAUUAUCUUAUUCUGUAGUUUAAAUUCUUUAUCUCUUAAAAUGUUAUAAGUUGUAAAGAUACUGCUUAUGUAAAAACCUAGUACUUGUUGAGAAUAUUAAUUUGUUGGGUCUGUAGAACCUGGAAAACACAAUGGAAAAUAACAGCACUCAGUGGAAACCAAAAAACAAGUCUAUUUGUGAUCUCAAUUUGAGAUUAGUUUCUGAAAUAAGUCCUCGAUAUCAGCACAUUUUUACACAUCCUUGCUUCAAUGCAAUUCAGUCAAAACUCAUGGACACUAUUUUACAAACAGAUGAACCUCUUGUUGUAUCUGCCCCCACUGGAUCUGGUAAAACAGUACUGUUUGAACUUGCCAUAGUAAGAUUACUACAAAAAAUGGAACUGAUGGAGGAUCCUGAGGAUUUUAAAAUUGUUUACAUGGCUCCAGUUAAGGCUCUGUGCACUGAAAAGUAUAUGGAAUGGCUUGAUAAGUUCAGUCCUCUAGGAUUGAACUGCUUGGAAGUGACGGGAGAUUUUGAAAACUUGGAUUUCAAAGGCAUCCAAGAUUAUCAGUUGAUUUUUACUACACCUGAAAAAUGGGAUUCAAUAACUCGAAAGUGGAAAGAUUAUUCAACAAUUGUUCAACAAAUCAAACUCUUUCUUAUUGAUGAGGUUCAUUUGUUGAAUGAAGAAAAGAGAGGAGCAGUAUUGGAAGUGGUUGUCAGUCGGAUGAAAACAAUACAGAAGACUGUAGCAGACUCAUUCAGAGUGAGAUUUAUGGCUGUGUCUGCCACAAUACCCAACAUUGAGGACAUCGCACUUUGGCUUGGAGACUCUCAGAACAUACAAGCCAAUUACGAAAAAAUAGGCGAGGAGAUGAGACCAGUUACUUUGAAGAAAAUUGUGAGAGGAUAUCCGUGUUCUCAGAAUCAGUCUCCUUUUCUGUUUGACAUCAGCUUGAGCUACAAACUGAAACAUAUCAUAAUGGAAUAUUCAGAAUGUAAACCUACCUUGGUAUUUUGUUCUACACGUAAAGGGGUGCUUCAAACUGGCGGUGUUCUAGUAAAAGAAAUCUCGUACACAUUUACACCUGAACAGAAGAUGAAAUUAGAAAAAGUAGCAUCACAGUUGGCUGAUGGCAAAGUUUCAGAAUACCUUUUGAGAGGAAUAGGCUGUCAUCAUGCUGGCAUGGCAGUUGAAGAUCGGGCUAGUAUUGCUGAGUUGUUUCGUUGUGGCACUCUCCCUGUACUGAUUGCUACCAGCACGUUGGCAAUGGGCGUGAAUCUGCCAGCCCACUUAGUUAUAAUCAAGUCGACUCAGUACUACAUGGGAGGAGUAAUGCAGGAGUACCCUGAGGGCCAGAUACUGCAGAUGAUGGGCAGAGCGGGACGUCCUCAGUUUGACACCACAGCUACUGCUGUCAUCAUGACCAAAAACUCUACUAAGACAAAGUAUGAGAAGAUGGUGGGUGGAAAGGAACUAGUUGAGAGUUGUCUACACAAAUAUCUGGCAGAUCACCUCAAUGCUGAGAUUCUGUUAGGCACCAUCUCAGAUGUGGCUGUGGCCAUGGACUGGAUCCGCUCCACAUUCCUCUACAUACGGGCCAGCAAGAAUCCUAUUCAUUACAGCAUCUCUCCGGCCCUUUCAAAGGAUGCUUUUGAAGCUAAAUUACAAGGUAUCUGCAUGAGGGAGUUGAAUGCUUUGGUUCGCUUCGGCUUAGUGACAAUGACAAAUGGCUAUGAUAUCCAGGCCACUGAACAUGGGGCUCUCAUGGCACGCUACUAUAUUGGAUUUGAAACAAUGAAAAUAUUUACUCAGGUAAAAGGAUCGGAAAGUGUGAAGGAAAUGUUGGAAAUUCUGUGCCGUUGUCAUGAGUAUUCUGAUGUUCAUUUGCGAGUCAAUGAGAAGAUGACACUCAAUAACCUGAACCACAACAAGACCAACAGGCACAUCCGGUUUCCCAUGGAGGGCCGUAUCAAGACUAAAGAAAUGAAGAUUAACUGUCUAAUCCAAGCUAUGUUGGGCUGUCUCCCUAUCAAUGAUCCUUCUCUAAGCCAAGAAGCUGUCAGGUUCAUAAAAAUUGGAGAGCGUCUCAUGAAAGGGAUGUCGUUAUACUUGUGGAAACUGUCACAUGCCAAAGCCCUGGUGUCAAGUCUGGUGCUUGCCAAGUGUCUGAACUGUCAACUGUGGGAAGAUACUGAGUAUGUGGUGAGACAGCUACCUGGCAUCGGUCCUGCACUUGCCUCCUUGCUGGUGAGCGCAGGCAAAACUUCCUUUGAUUCCAUCACAGAUGCCAACCCUAGAGAUCUGGAGCGGAUAUUAAACAGACACCCCCCGCUUGGCAACCAGCUGCAAGAGUUUGUGUGGCGGAUUCCUCGCUUCAAUCUUAGACUGACACUCACUGGUGAACAAAUAGAACUGACAGUGGAUGCCAUCAACCCUGGUGAUAAUCAAACUAAAUGCAAUGUUUAUUUCAGAUAUUAA